CCUUUCAUACGCGUCUUGGAAGUCAAUGUUAAAAGUGACUGAGACAAAUUCAUAUCAAUUAAUGUUUACAUUUUGUAUAUUUUUAGAUGAUUACAUACUUUAUUAAAUAAAAAUGGUGAAUCGUACGUUUUUGGUGUGGAUUCUAUGGAUAUAUAUUCUGCAAUCCAUCCAUUGUCAGAACGAUAAUCAAUAUAAGAAUUUGAACAGAAAAAUUACCGUGGCUCAGAAAGCGCUCGAGAGGGAAAUAAAAGACUUAAAAUCUGACUUUAUUGAGCUUCAAUUUGACGUUGAACUACUUUCACUUGGUGGAAAUUUGUCGAAUAAUGAUUACAAUUUCGGCACCAGAGGAAAGAUUUCCGGUAUUAGCCAGUCGGACAUUGAUGAUCUGAAGUCAACGUCACAGGAGCAAGGUCAACGCCUUGUCACUCUCUCCAAUGACUACAGCGAAUUGCAAAAAUGGCUUGAAGAAAUCAAGGGGACAAUUAAAGAGAUUCAGGAAAAUGCAAGUGAAACGAACAAUGAAGAGUUAAAGAAACAUAUGAAGAAAGAACUGUUAGAAGAAUUGAAAACUGUAUUCGAAGAAAAGUGUGAAGCUAGAGUCGAAGCUGUUAACAAGAAAUUCAAAACGACAACGGCUGUUUUGAAAAGAGCAUUUAAAGAAAUGAAAGAAGAAAUUGUUCGUCAACAAGACAACAUGCCUGUGGGAUUGGACAAGAUAAAUGAACUCAUCGACAACAAAAUGAUGGAUACGGCUAAAACCGUUGGAACAUUUAAUGCACGAAUGGACAGUAUUGAAGCAACAGUUCAAGACAUACAGGAUACGGAUAACAGGUUAAAUCAGACUGUACUGCUGUUGCAUCAGGAUGUCGGUGAAACAAGGAAUACGUGUAGAAGUCUUGAAGCAGCGAUGAAAGCCGCACCUCGCGCUGUUGCGAUCACUACUGCGCAACCGAAAGACGCAAUAAAAACGCGCAUGUACCGGGGUUACACUAUACUAGAUUUGGACGGUGAAGAGAUUACCAACCACAUUGAUGUUGGGUCUCGAGUCAUUCAAGGGAAAGAUUGGGGAUGGGGAAACCAGGACGGUGGUGGGGCCGGCACGGUCGACUCGUGGUACGGAGGCACUCGGCUGCACAAACAAGUGAUGAUAACGUGGGACGGCGGCAAAACCGGAAGAGCAAACUACCGGGUCGGCGCGUACGGGAAAUACGACCUGUACAUAUUGGCGGAAGGACAGUAGGCUGAGGAUUUGCAUAUUCUUGAAGGAAAGAAUAAGUGAUAAACUAUUUGCUGGGCCAUAGCAGUGGUAGAUUUAAACAGUAUUAGUGGUCAACAUUUUCUUUUGUCGAAUGAGAAGGCAAUAUUUCUCAAGUUUUCCAAUACAUUUAUUUCAGUAAGUCAGCAGUCAGCCUUUUUUAUUUUAACCAUAAACAGCGAUAUAUAACUUGAGAAAUACUGCGUUCUCAUUCGACAAAAUAAUUGUUCAAGCAUGCAUGGAAACCAGUCAUACCAGACUGCUGACAAAAUCAGACCGCAGAUUUUUAUAUUUACAUUCAAAAAUGAUGUUUUAUGCAUUUUUUCUUAAACCGUUAGUCCACAAUUUAUUGUUCAAAAUUUUAUAUUCUAUUUGGCAGGUAGUUUACACAAGAAAAUGUUGACCACUAAAAAUGUAAAUGUUUGUUAGUAGGUUCUUGCACAAAAUGGAUGGUUAUGAGACUGCGCCUCAUCAAACCAUUUAUUUUUAUAAGUACAUACUUACAAGCUUUAACCAUUACAUAGUCAUUGGACGCUAUAACACCGUAUUAUUUCUAAAUGCAUUCUUUACAUUACAUGUAAUGGUUCAAAAUUGUUGGUAUAUACUUACAAAAAUAAAUGAUCUGGUGCGUCGCAGUCUCAUCAUUUAUGUUGUUAAAGGACAUACAUUUUUGUACUUACAUUAUUUCAGUUAUUCAUGGGUCUACAUUAUAUUGUGUAAACCAUCUAUUUACUGGGUCAGCCACUGUGCAUAACUACCGCUUCACCUGAUUUUAAUCAAUAAUGACUAACUGCUGAUUUUUUUAAACAAACGUUUUAGAAAACUUGUGUCCUUCUCCGUUGAUAUAAUGUUGAGCACUAAGGUUUAACAAAUUUUGAGGAAAUUUAAUAAUUAUUCAGGGAAGGAACUCUUUCAAAUGUUUACAUCAGUUUACAUGCAGUUAUUUUAUUUGAAUGGCUUCGCAUUUCCAUGAAGAAUUGUGUAGAUGUUAAAUGUUUAAUAUCCAUUGUGACAACUUGAAAUUCAACCCCGCUUAAACGCUGAACGAGAGUGUUUUAUAAAUGUGUUUUAUCUAUUACGUAUUGUAAAAUAAUGCUCUUUCAUUCGCAAUCGAUCGCUUUUUCAUGGUUCGAUUUUAAUUCAAAACUAUUUUGUGAGUAUGUGAGUUGAAUCAUCGUAGUGUACCCAUGUAGUUUGAUGGAAGUAAAGUGAAUAUGAAUUA
Messenger RNA from Mya arenaria, 2477 nucleotides. RefSeq lists its product as uncharacterized. Gene Ontology annotation, molecular function: metal ion binding; ubiquitin-protein transferase activity. The record is from RefSeq and is a predicted model, not a curated record. NCBI's taxonomy places the organism in Eukaryota, Metazoa, Mollusca, Bivalvia, Myida, Myidae. The transcript has 4 exons. The coding region runs from base 113 to 1240 and encodes 375 amino acids. Gene Ontology annotation, biological process: protein ubiquitination.